Parastagonospora nodorum SN15 is the source of this 2424-nucleotide messenger RNA. RefSeq lists its product as hypothetical. The record is from RefSeq and is a predicted model, not a curated record. The transcript is spliced from 3 exons. The coding region runs from base 1 to 2424 and encodes 807 amino acids. Gene Ontology annotation, molecular function: histidine phosphotransfer kinase activity; phosphorelay sensor kinase activity. Lineage: Eukaryota; Fungi; Ascomycota; Dothideomycetes; Pleosporales; Phaeosphaeriaceae. Gene Ontology annotation, biological process: phosphorelay signal transduction system; protein autophosphorylation.
AUGCCUCUACUCGUCGAGAGAAAAGGCUGGACGGAGGAAGCAUUCUUCUCUGGAGCGUUCACGCCCAUUGGACCCGCAGGCCACCCCGAGGGGUUCUAUAAUUCGACCUACGAAGUGACUAGCCAAAAGCUUGCCGAUCGUCGCAUAUCGAUGCUGAACUCGCUCGCCGCCGUCACGGCGCAGACACUAGACGACGUGUUUGCGCACAUCUUGAGCAUUCUCGAGACGAACCCCUUCGAUAUACCCCUAGCUAUGCUCUAUAAGUUUGGGAGUCAAGAGGGACCUAGCGCAUUGGAGCUCCAUGGCUACUUUGGUUUACCCAAGGGUCACAACCUUAUUGUAGAGAGUGCCUACAUUGAGAGCGAGGAGGGCUUGAUCCCCGACAUGCGACGGGCUGGCUCAGAAGCAAUUGUCAUCGACUACGACGAACGAUUCGACUGUGCUACUUGGCAGGGGUGGGGCUCCCCAGCGAAACGAAUUGCUUUGCUACCCAUUAAAAGCGGGCUUCGUCUGUUCGGUUACCUUGUAGUAGGCACGAACCCCUAUCGCCCGUAUGACACAUUUUGUCAGCAAUUCGUUUCCGACCUGUCGAGAAUGGCCUCGAGUCUUGUGGUAGCCGCUGCCGGAUACGAAUCGACCAAGCGCCGUCAGGUACAGCUGGAGGCAGACCUGGCCUUUUCAGACCUCAAAUUGCGGCAUCUCAUUGAUCAUGCGACAGUAGGCAUGUGCCAUAUUUCGCUCGAUGGCGACAUGUUGUGGGCUAAUGAACACUACUAUCGCCUAGCUGGAAUGAGCGCCAAGCAGCAUUCAGGUCCAUUCUCUUUCCUUGAUGCUUACCAUGAUGAGGACCGGGCCAAGACCGUCGAUGCGUGGGAUCGUCUUCUCGCUGGUGAACGCCAUGUGACUGUGGAAACGAGACUCAAGCGCAUGUACGAAGCUCCCAUUGGAGACUCAGAACCAGCACAAAUACAGGUUCUCGCCUUUCCAUAUCGCGAUUCUGAAACUGGACAAGUGAAGUCUAUCAUGGCUUGCACGACAGAUAUCUCGAAACUGCAAUGGGCUCAGACAUUCCAGGCCCGGCUAGCGGCAGAAGCGAAAGAGGCGAAGCGACAACAAGAGGCCUUUAUCGAUGUUGUUUCUCACGAGAUGCGUAACCCUCUGAGUGCCAUAGUUCAUUGCGCAGACGCUAUUGCCAGUGCUAUGGAUGGGUUGAAGCUCACAGACAUGCCCACGGAAAUCCUUGAAUCGUUGAACGAAAACGUGCAGAGCGCCAAUAUCAUAUUGCAAUGUGCAAACCACCAAAAGCGCAUCAUCGAUGAUAUACUGACAUUGAGCAAGCUCGAUUCGAUGUUGCUUUCUAUUACACCUGUCCCAGUCAGGCCUCAGAAGCUGGUCGACUCUAUUGUCAGCAUGUUUGGCGCAGAGCUCAAGAGCAACAGCAUUGAGUGCAAAAUCCAACCUGGCGCAUCUCUGAUGCAACUGGGCAUAGAUCACGUUUAUCUCGACCCCUCUCGCAUCACUCAGGUCUUCAUAAAUCUGCUGACAAACGCCAUCAAGUUUGUGAAGUCAUCGCAACAGCCAUCAAUAUCGAUUCGUUUCGGAGCUAGCAUCGAAAAUCCGCGCGCCUUCUUUCCCAGCGGCAUGUUCUGGGCUGCGGAUAGCAACCGAAACGAAUCAGUGACAGAUGGUACCGAGUGGGGUGACGGCCAAGUAGUGUUUCUCACUUUCAGCGUUAGAGACUCUGGGAUUGGUCUUGAGGGCAAAGAGAUACGGAAAAUCUUUGAGCGGUUUCGCCAGGCAAAUGUCAAAACGCACGUCAAGUAUGGCGGCAGUGGCCUCGGUCUCUUCAUCUCGAAAGAGCUCACGGAGAAGCAGGGCGGCGAGAUUGGGGUGUCCUCUCAAAGCGGAGAAGGCUCUACGUUUGGUUUCUACGUCAAGUCGCGCCGCGUGCAAAAGCGCCCAGAGAUGUUCAGAAGCUUGGCUCAUCGUGAUCGUCGGCAGGAUUCAGUGGAAAGGAAACUGCGUGUGUUGCUAGUAGAGGACAACAUCAUUAACCAACAAGUUCUCGGCAAACAGCUGAAGAAAGCAGGAUGCAUGGUCAAUGUUGCGAAUCAUGGACUUGAAGCGCUAGAUGUCUUGGAAGAGCAGACUUUUGACAUUGUACUCAUGGAUCUUGAGAUGCCAGCCAUGUUAUCCGGCCCUCGUGCUGGAUCUCGACUACCCAUCAUCGUUGUGACGGCGAACGUUCGCAAGGAGCAAAUCGACACGGCUAUCGCUGCUGGUGCAGACCGCGUCAUGCAGAAGCCCUUCAAAGCCGCCGACUUGGUGUUCAUGAUGGACUCUUUGCUUCCACAACAAUCAGCGCCCAACAUCGAGCCUCCCACUCCAGGACUCGGAAGUCGUUCAAGUGCCUUGGUCCCGUGA